Chroicocephalus ridibundus (black-headed gull) is the source of this 1113-nucleotide messenger RNA. Its product is annotated as acrosin-binding protein-like. The transcript has 5 exons. NCBI's taxonomy places the organism in Eukaryota, Metazoa, Chordata, Aves, Charadriiformes, Laridae. Gene Ontology annotation, cellular component: nucleus; acrosomal vesicle. The record is from RefSeq and is a predicted model, not a curated record. Bases 1 to 969 code for a protein of 322 amino acids.
AUGGCAAUGUGCAUCGAACCAGCAGGGAGAAAACUGACACAGACUAGCCACGGGCCACGUUCCGACUGGAAACGCACGAGCAUCCCUGUUUCCUGGGCACAGCCACGACCGUCCUGCGUAGCUCAGCUGCCACGUCAGCCAGGCUUGACGUGCGGAGUGCUCUUGGGUUGGAGCUACACAGACGGCCUUCAGGCUGGGAAAGCGCAGCAGCUGGGAACACCACUCUCCAACCAGGAGUACCGUCAGUUCUUCAGGUCCCUCCGGGCCACCCACCGCGCCAGCACUGCCUGCCUCCUUCGUGAACUGUACGGCUGCCAGAACCCCCUGGUCCGGAGACUGGACGAGUACGAAAACCAUGGAGUCAUCCCUGAGGGGCCCAUAUGCUCUGAACUGCCAGGAACUCUUUUCUUCCCUGACUUCUGCACCUUUUCUUUUUAUCGCUGUACUAGGAAAAGGUACUUCAUUAAGAGGAUUGCAUGCCCAGGAGAGACAAAAGCUGAGCUGGACAGCACACGAGCCUUCAAUGGCAUGACUAGGAGCAGUGAUGCCAUGUUGUCCAGCAUCUUUAGUCGCCAGCCCCUAUUUCCGACACCUCCCACAACGGCCCAGCCAGCCCACCCCAUCCCUCACACGGAAAUAGCUAUGAUUCCCAACUCCUUACCUGAGGUCACACCACGGUCGAGGAAAAUGCAACUAAAUCCUUCUGACCCACAAGCCACAAAAGUGGCAGCCAGUGGCCAGCAGCAAGGACAGAUGCCCACCACUGAUUUCCAAGAUCUCCUCCUGAGGCUGCAAGACACCCAUGUGCAGAGUGCAAUGCAGACACUUCAGCAGUUGUUGACCAUGGGGAAAGCAGUGGGGGAGGAAGAGUUGCAGGCUGCCGCCCAGAAGCUGCUGGUGGCCCUGAACCAUGCAGGUGUGUCUCAGUCAGCAACCAGCACUGAUACAGGACACAGAAGAGAGAAGUGAGCAGCAAAGGAGGGUCAGCCAUUGUGGCUCUUCUACGUGGUGUCGAGUCAGACACGCUGUCUCAGGGAUGUAUGGGAAGAUGGAAACAAGUGAAGGUGUCCUCCUUCCUAGCCCUCAGGCAUCGUCAAGGUUGACAGUGCUUCC